This is a messenger RNA of Acomys russatus (golden spiny mouse), 3296 nucleotides long. It is a transcript of the gene Rasal3, whose product is annotated as RAS protein activator like 3. The record is from RefSeq and is a predicted model, not a curated record. Bases 106 to 3225 code for a protein of 1039 amino acids. The transcript is spliced from 17 exons. Gene Ontology annotation, biological process: regulation of GTPase activity. NCBI's taxonomy places the organism in Eukaryota, Metazoa, Chordata, Mammalia, Rodentia, Muridae.
UGGUUCUGGGACUGGCUAGGAAGGAAAUCAAGGUAAGGGAGGGUGUAUGUACGUGUGGCACCCUCAAGUGUGUUCCUUGGAGACAAAGCUAAGAGACCGGGCAAGAUGAAGACAGAAUGUGGCCAGACAGUGCCCAGAACUGUCACCUUCUGGUCUCGCAGCAGAGACUCCGCCAUGGACCCACCGUUGCAGAGUGAAACUUCCCAAACGCAGCCACCCUCUCCGCUGACAUCCUACCGCUGGCACACUGGAGGUGGAGGGGAGAAGACUGCUGGAGGGUUUCGCUGGGGCCGCUUCGCAGCCUGGGGAAGGACCCUGAGCCAUCAGGAGCCCAUGGUGAGCAGCCAGCCAGCUCCUAGGUCACUGUUUCGUCGGGUCCUCUCUGCACCCCCUAAGGAGUCACGGCCCAAUCGCCUCCGGCUUUCCAAGACCCUGUGGAAGAGGCACAAGAAUGUGGCACCGCUGGAGCUCAAGCCAGAUCCCAAGGCCCCAGAGCCAGAGCUGGAGUUGGAAGCAGCCUCAGAACUACCUGUUGCACAGAUACCUGAGGCCCCCACCCCUGAUAUGCCUGUUUGGGACAUUGGGAGCUUCACCCUGCUUGAAGGAAGGCUGGUGGUACUCGGUGAAGAGGAGGGUCCUCGCCAAAUCCGGCUCGGAAGCGCCAGCUCAGAGAGCAGUAUGCAGGCAGCCCUGGGGAACCUCAGGGAUCCAGAUCGGACCCCUGGAAAAACUGAGCCGGAAGCUACUGGUUCCAACCAAGUCCACAAUGUUCGGGGCUUACUCAAGAGGCUGAAGGAGAAGAAAAAGGCCAGGUCAGAGCUGGGAGCCCACUCCACUCGAGAUGGACCCCCCAGUGCUCUGGGUUCCAGAGAAUCGCUGCCCACACUCUCCGAGCUUGACCUGGGCACUGAAAGGGAUGUGCAAGUCUGGCCGCUGCAUCCUAGCCUCCUGGGAGAGCCAUACUGCUUCCAGGUAACCUGGGCAGGCGGGAGCCGAUGUUUCUCUUGCCGCUCGAGCGCUGAGAGAGACCGUUGGAUUGAGGACCUUCGUCGGCAGUUUCAGCCGAACCAGGACAACCUGGAACGGCAAGAGACCUGGCUGACAGUGUGGGUGCAUGAGGCCAAGGGGCUGCCCCGAGCAGCUGCACCGGGAGUGCGAGCGGAGCUGUGGCUGGACGGUGCUCUACUGGCGCGCACUGCGCCCCGGACUGGCCCAGGCCAACUCUUCUGGGCGGAGCGCUUCCACUUCGAGGCUCUGCCACUGGCCCGUCGCCUGUCGCUGAGGCUACGCGGAGCAGGCCCUGCCGGGGCAGCCGUGGGCAGGGUGGUGCUGGAUCUGGAGACGGUGAGCAUCCCCCGCGCGCCUGCCACGGGCCUGGAGCGCUGGUUCCCGGUGCUUGGGGCGCCAGCGGGUGCGGUGCUACGGGCGCGGAUCAGGGUGCGACGUCUGCGCGUGUUGCCGUCGGAGCGCUACAAGGAGCUGGCUGAGUUCCUCACCUUCCACUACUCGCGCCUGUGCGGGGCGUUGGAGCCCACACUAUCUGCUCAGGCCAAGGAGGAGCUGGCAGCAGCCAUGGUGCGCGUGCUACGAGCCACCGGCCGGGCGCAGGCACUGGUGACAGACCUAGGCACCGCAGAGUUGGCGCGCUGUGGAGGCCAUGAAGCACUGCUAUUCCGAGAAAACACCUUAGCCACAAAGGCCAUUGAUGAGUACAUGAAACUGGUGGCACAAGAGUACCUCCAGGAGACUCUAGGGCAGGUUGUGCGGUGUCUCUGUGCCUCCACUGAAGACUGUGAAGUGGACCCCAGCAAGUGCCCGACACCAGAGCUGCCAAAACACCAAGCAAGACUCCGAAGCAGCUGUGAGGAGGUUUUUGAAAACAUCAUCCACUCUUACAGCUGUUUCCCAGCAGAGCUGGGCACUGUCUUCUCAAGUUGGCGUGAAGCAUGCAAAGCACGUGGCUCUGAGGCACUGGGCCCCCGGCUGGUGUGUGCUUCCCUCUUCCUCAGGCUCUUGUGCCCUGCCAUCUUGGCACCCAGCCUCUUUGGCCUGGCACCAGAGCAUCCAGCCCCCGGCCCAGCCCGAACCCUUACACUCAUCGCCAAGGUCAUCCAGAAUCUCGCCAACUGUGCCCCGUUUGGGGAGAAGGAAGCCUACAUGGCCUUUAUGAAUAGCUUCCUGGAAGAUCAUGGACCAGCCAUGCAACACUUCCUGGACCGGGUAGCUAUGGUGGAUGCAGAUGCCACACCCAGUGGCUACCAGGGCAGUGGAGACCUGGGCCUCCAGUUGGCAGUUCUUCAUGUCCAGCUCUGCACAAUCUUUGCCGAACUUGACCAGACAACCCAAGAUAGCUUGGAGCCACUGCCCACCAUACUGCGAGCCAUUGAGGAGGGCCGGCCUGUCCCAGUGUCUGUACCAAUGCGUCUUCCCCAGAUCCCCACCCAGGUCCAUUCCAGCUUCUCUUCAGGGGAGAAACCCGGCUUCCUGGCACCCCGAGACCUCCCCAAGCACACUCCUCUUAUUUCCAAGAGCCAAUCUCUGCGCAGCUUUCAAGGGGCAGGAAGCUGGACCCCUAGGCGGCCGGAGGAGGAGCGGUCCCAGCAGCGGUCGCGGCCAGUGCAGCGCACACAGAGCGUCCCUGCCAGACGGCCUGCCCGCCGCCGCCCUUCUGCGGGUCCCAGGCCGCAACUCCAAGGCUCUCUACGCACUGGCCCGGCGUCUAGCAGACGGCCCUGUACUGGGGCUUCCGCCUCGCUGCCUCGGAAGCCAUCGGUGCCAUGGCAGCGCCAGCUGAACCAGCCCGUGGACCGAUACCAAGCUCUCGGAACGCACCGACCAGUGGGCAAGCUAGCCGAGAUACAGUGCGAGGUGGCUGCACUCCGCGAGGAACAGAAAGCUCUGUCCCAUUUGGUGGAGUCGCUGAGUACCCACAUCCAGGCUUUGACGGAGCAGCAGGAGCAGCUGCGCUGUCAGCUGCACGACCUGGACUCCAGAUUGGGAGCUGGGCUCUCAGAGUUGGAUUCUGAGGAUGGUCUUCCAAGCAAGGGAAGCCACAGGCUGAAAAGUCUGGAGCGCCGGCUGGCUGAGAUGGCAUGUACUCAGGAGCAACUGAGGGAUACCCUCCAAAGCCUACAGCUUUCUUCAAGGACACCAGAAGCCAGGAGCCAGCCCCCGCCUCUCAAAGCACCAUGUGUCAAUGGAGCUGAGCUGUCAAUGGGCACCUGAGAGUCGCAUCCCACUCCCCGUGGUCUGGAAGCCAAGAAAACCACUAUGGAGGGUUUUCUGACUGCCUCAGC